This is a messenger RNA of Paraglomus occultum, 5852 nucleotides long. The record is from the annotation of a GenBank genome assembly. NCBI's taxonomy places the organism in Eukaryota, Fungi, Glomeromycota, Glomeromycetes, Paraglomerales, Paraglomeraceae.
GUUAUGAAAGAUGUAUUAAACUAGUUAUGAUGUACGAUGUGAAUACAAAUAAUUCAAAAACGGUGACAAUUGAGAAUUUAAUUACAUCAGAUACGAAGGCUCUGUCGGGAUCAUCAACACCUGCAUCCUCGUCCGCCCGAACGCUCAAGGCGAAGUCAGCAAAACCGCAUGGAAAAUUAGCACCAAAAAGUUCACAGAUUCACAGUUUAAAUCAAGCUAAAACAAAAAAACCGAGCGACAUGUCACGAUCGAAAACCCGUAUAUCUCACGCUUUAUGUGAUUUACCUAUAGAUCGUCAAAUAUAUGACCUUAUUCACUCGUCAGGAGAAGUAGGAAUCACCGCUAAAGAGCUUAGGGAUCGCCUAGGUAGUCUCAAUGUUAGAUUUUUAAAUAAAAUUCUGGUGAAUCUCGUAAAGCCACAGCCGGACGAUUUAAUACAUUUUACGGUGAAAAGAGUUGGAGAAUUUCAAGGAAGAACAAGGCAAUAUAGGUAUUUUACUCCGGACGGAUUUGUAAAGUACCAGAUUGCACAAGGAUUCGAUCCAGAAGAAAGCGAAGAGCUCGUUGGAUCUAACAUGGAUAAAACGACAAUGUUUGAUCCUUUAAUUAACCGGUUCAAAGUAGUCAACGUUAAGCGCAAUAAACCCAAGUACAACCGCAAACGAAAGACGAGCAGCAAACUUUCCGGAAAUGACACUAAUAGUGCAUCAGAGAGAUCGCAUAAGAAAAUAAAAAUUCAGGAUACUGAUUAUCUUAUUGAAAUUGGACCGCCGACAAAAUUACAAUCCGUAAAUACUUCAACAAACAUUACUUCGGCGUAUAAACGGCUCGGCAAAAUACCGAAGAUCAGAUGUUUGAACAGCACCGAAGAGUUAACAGAAACGAAUAAUAAUGAUUCUGCAACUUCAACCAACGAGUGUAUUAUUGUUGAGGAUGAGGAGGUUUCUGAAUUUAGGGCCAGUACUUCUCGGGCUCAAGUCGUCUCCGUAGAACAGCGUUCCUCUGCCAAGAAAUCUGCUACCAAAUCUUCAUCCAGAGAUACUGGUUCUCGCAAACAAGUUGCAAGCAAUACAUUUACUUCUCGUCGGCGCCAUAAAAUUAUUAGUGAUCUCCUCGAAGAACACAAAAUACUUGAAUGUAAUUAUGUCUUAAUUCGCCGUUAUCAGGAAGCGGAAGCGAGUUAUGGCAGUUCAACUCCCUAUCCCCACAUUGUCUGUAAGAAAACACUCAUGCGUGCUGGAGAAUACAUGGAAAUGAAGGGAUUACUAAAGCAGUACACUGUUGCAUUACCGCUUCUAAACGGUGGGAUUACUCAUAAACUAUUAUUCCUUCAUCCAACGUUAACACCAAACAGCAAAGAAGUAAAAGACUAUAUUGCAAAAAUGCAAGAUAAAGCUAUCCUUGCCGGUGGAACUUACAAGUCAACUCCGGUGGAUGAAGUAGACGUAGAGGUAGAGAGUUUAGAUGAAAUGCAGAGACGCAUCGGUGUUAACAGUGAGCGAGGGGACGUUUCUCCUCGUUUACGAUACGAUACGAUGAUGUUCGCUGAUAGUAUGGAUGUCGAUAAUGCAGAAACUCUACCAUCAGAUGCAGGAGAGAAUGUCCAAAGCACUUCACAAGUAGACCCUGGAGGCGAUCUCUGGUGGUUGAAUAUAGCUCGGGAUUACGGGUGGAUUAAUGCGAAGAUGCUUCGUGCUAAAUUAUUACAUCAGUUUUUGAUAGAAACGAUUAAUAAUGCCUCGCCAGAUGAUAAUCGUGUUUCUAAAGAAGUUAGUGUGUUUGAAACAGCUAUUCUACUUCGAGAGAUGCCGUUGGGGUUGUAUCUACGCAUUAUUGGGCAAACAAAUCCCAGUAAGGAGCUUACCGACUAUAUUAACUCUGGUGGAGAUCUUUCCGUGCGGUUGAUUGAUGUGGCGCCCGAAAUUCGUGCUACCAUUUUUCAUCGAAACUACAAAUACAGGUUCGCUUUGAAGAAUUUGUUGGAUAUAUUAGCAGCAUUGCAACUUAUAAGUCCAAUAUCAAAGUUGCUUGAUGAUGAGGGAAGGCCUUUGUUUGGCCCCUUGACUAGAAUGUGGUUGGAAGGUGCAGAUGAAACCAGGGCUCCGGCGUUGUUUGAAACAUCCGAUUCCGAUGUACUUAUGCCGGCAUAUAAAGUUAUGCAUACUGUGCCAAUGUAUGAUUAUACUGUACCUGGACCUAGUCGCCCUUACAUAAAAGAUUACCAGAUAGUGACUCCGGAGGAUCUGCAAAUAUACUGGAGCGAAUUACAGUAUAUUGCACUACAGCGUGAAACGGAAUCUAAUGUUGCUGAUGUGGAUAGAUCUCAAGACGUUUCUCAAGACGUUUCUCAAGACGUCUCUCGAGACAAAAUUAACAGUAAAAAGUCGAGCAAAAAUAAAGAUCCUUUGAGCUUUAUAACCUUCCCUCGUAAUUGGCAGGGUUCGUAUGCUUUAAGCAUCCGACAAAAAAAAUUGCUCGAGUCUUAUGUAGACCGUACAGCGGGUAAGACACCUUACAAUGAUGACAUGCUUUGUCAAAAGAUAAGCAAAGAAUGUACAAUUCCUGUGUCUCGCGUGAAAGCUUACUAUAAACGAAUUGAAGAAGCUUACUAUCAAAAAACUCAAACAAAACAACCAAAUCGCGCAAGUAUCAAACGCGCUCCAAAACCACGUAGAUCGCGACGGGAAGGUCUUCUCAAACAACGGUCCAUUUCUGGUGUGGUUGCUUCCGCACAGGGUGAGCCCUCAUUUCGCAGACGUCGUCGUACGACAAACGUUCAUCGACUGGUCAGGAAAGUCCAACGAACUCGUAAUAAUACUUCCAAGAAUACGAGUCAAACUGAGACGAAUGAUGAACUACAAAUUGAAGCGGCUAUUGUUGACGGUGAGAUUGUACCAGUGAUUAACGAUGAGACACGUUUUGAGACGCAGUAUGAGCAACUAGCACAGCGUACACGACCGAAUUGGACGGUAGAAGAGGAUGAGUUAUUAAUCCAUGCUUACGCUAUUAUGAAAGUUCGUGCGGCAAAGGCAAGGUUUCUGUGGGCCGUUAUUAAUAAAGUGAUACCGAAUAGGACCAAAGAAAUGUGCCGGAGAAGAAUAGCUGUUCUAAGUAAGAGAGUUACUAUGAGAGAUAGAAUUAACAGUUUGACUAUCCAAUGGGAGAGAAUAUACAAAAAUGCUAUUGAGAAGGAGGAUAUUAUUGAUGAGAAUGUGAACGAUUUGUUGAAUUAUGAUCUUCUUGGUCAAGUUGAAUAUUUCAUGAAAAUUAUGGAAAAUCAACCGAGUAUCUUGACGCCGGUACCGUCCGUAUAUCUUCCAGCAGACGUCUCCAUUCUAAAUGAGCAAUUUGUUGUCAAAGAUUUCUCGUCCAACCGUAGAAUAGAUUAUUAUUUUGAAGACCAGCUUCCAGGGAAAUCUCUCAGACAAAAACAAGAAAUUCUUCUCUCUAGUCAGUUUUCUUGUCAACUUCCGAACGAUGAGCUUGUCGAUUUUCCCUUGAAAUGUGAAAAUAUUACGAUGGAUACAGGAAAAAUGACGACAGAUAUGGUCGAAGCAUUGUUAAAGAUGAUCCUUCUAACACCCGACGAUCAAUAUGAUACCACCCAUGCAUUCUCUAUACUUAAUUCUUAUCCCAUUGAAUAUGUUGACAAAGCAUUGGAAGAAGCUAAAGCGAGUGGAGCUAUUGUCAAAGUCAAAAGUGGAUUCGAUCGUAGAGUUCCCGGUCGUGGCUAUCAUGUGUCUGAGAAAUUUCUUAAAGUUAUAAAUGGUAACUUGCCAGAACGAUUCUUUACGCACGCAGCAAAUUACCAUAAGCAGCUUGUGCAGAGAGUCAUGUUUUCGCCUUUUGCCAACAGUGGAACCAUGGCAUGUCUGUUGGAUAUGCUUGCAAAUGACAAGAUUACUCUGACAGGACUGCUGCCAUCGCAUUUGUUUACGAAUUUAAUACCGAACUACAGAACGCGCCAAAUUGAUGAAAGCAAGCUCCACUUUGACAUUGUUAUCUCUCCAAAGAAUUUUGAUGCCACUAUAAAGACAUCGAUGGUAUCACAACACGAAUUUCUAUCAGAACCAAAUAACCAUCAACUUCCAACCAUAGAACAACCAAAGAUAGUAAUGCUCGAUGAAGACACGUCUAUGGAUACUAUCGAUUUAGAAAUUGAGAAUAGACAGAAUUCACAGGAGCAGAAUGUGUUAGAAAAGCAAGACCGACAGAAAGAGAAGGGGAAAAAACAAUCAUGUCAUUUCAAAUUUCCAAAAUCUAAAAAGGAAGCUGUGUCAGAAACCAAGAAAUUGAUGAUGACUCUAGAUAAAGAGACGAGAGGUAGUGUUUUUACCGUUUUCAAGGCAGUUGCUCGGUUUGGUAAACUUGGAGUGACGAUUAAUUCGUUAAAGGCAAGUAUUUAUCUACAAGAGAGUUCCGAGCAAGUUCCGGACGCCCACAUCGGUCAAGCUCUCAAUCUCCUAGGGAAUCAUACUCCAAUAUUAACUAUGCGUGUUGGUCAUAAAGUUAACAGAUACGUUUGCGGUGUAUACGCAGAACGGUGGCUAGUUGAUGUUUCUAACAGACAAAGUUAUAACUCUGCUCGGUACGCGCCCAGGACAGUAAAUGCAGCAGUUGAUGCAGGAAUAACAUCUGGUCAGGGUCAAACGCCGAGAGAGAGGACUGAACCGGAAAAGAAAUUUGCAUUACCUAGAAUGUGGUAUAAUAUCAAUGGCGAAUUCAUUGAAUCCGUUCAUCGUGGAUGUUUAGAGGUGGUCCUUGGGACUAUUCUGAAGAAGCCAGGAAUUUAUGAGUCUAACAUCUAUAGAAAGCUACGAUUGGUCAUGACACAUGCUGAGAUCCAGGAUAUCUUGGAGGAUCUCGUGGAGAGAGGAUGUGUAACAAGGCGGUGUUUCUUGAAACCACAAAAGGCAACGUUAUUUUCGGCACCGAGGACGUUUGAGGAUUGCGACAGAUCGGUCCUCCGGUCACCCAUGCCAAGACACAUAAUCUCACUUCAUUCUAUAGAGACAGAUACUCCUACUAUAUCUCAUAAACGUAGUCCAAUAAAACCCGGCAAGUUUAUACGGCCGACGCCUAUAGUGCCUGCACUCGGCAUACCAACGACGCGCAAGCCAUAUAAUGUCACUAGCUCGUCGUCAGAUUAUGACAGAUUAAAACAGCAUACAAUCCUGGAGAAAUUUUCCCCAUCAGAAGCGCAUUUACUAGAGUCAAGUAACGAUAUUGGUCUUGGACCUUGUGAGAAAGAGGUUGCCGAUACUAUACCAGUGUGCCGACAAAGUUUCGAGGUAAGCUCGCUUCCUGGUCCUUUGAUAGAAGACGACUAUCGACCGGAAAAAGGAAUAUACAUGAAUCGUUGGCAUUUGAGAUGCAUUUCUGCAUGUGGAUUGAACCUUCCAGGUGAUCUUGGUGUUUGGGUAGUGUUGAAAGGAAUACGGAAAUACAAGGGACAAUGGAAGGACUGGCAUUCAUCGGCAAUUGUCGAUAGAGUUGACUCACGAACAGUGCAGACAUUAAGUGGACAAAUGUACUACCUGGCUGGUGACGUCAUUGCUGAUUCAAUGAUAAAAGAUGGUGAACGCAGUCAAGAUGACGGUGCGGGUGAUCUGUCUACCAAAUCACCGCCCCGUAAGAUUUCUAAUACAAGCAAGGAUUUCUUUAGUAAGCCCGAGCCGAUUCCGCCAUCACCGAAGGCGCUAGUGGAUUCUAGCGAAAUUAUCGAAGAUGGGAAUACAUAUUCUCAGGAGUUUCCACUGAAUGCCGACGUGAUUCUACCAAAAGAUGUAAUUAGUGUCACGCGCGCAGGACGUCGAAUAAAAAAACCUGGUGCUUGGUGGGCCAAACACUAA